GUGACGAAGGAUGGAGUCGGCCGCGGAGGACGUUGGCCGCGGCCUCGUCGCGACGCUAAGUGCUGUGGCCUUGCUUGGCUUUGGCGAGGCCUGCGUUCUGUGCAAGAAGCCCGUGCCAUUGCGCUAUGCGCUUCGCUUCGCGACGCACAACGUGCUGCAUAGCUUUGUGUGGCGAACAAUCGAGUCGCCGCUGCUGUGCCACGCCGCGCGCCUGCCCUCGGUCGCCUUGAACGACGCAAGCUUGCUCUCCGAAGGCCUUCGUGCGGCGCGGUAUCUCAUUGCGAGCUACGGCCUCGUGCACCAGCUCUUGCGGCUCCAUACUCCCGUCACGCCACAGCAGGACGCGAUCCGCACGCCGUUGGACCGCGUCGUGCGGCUGAGCCCCGGUACGUCGCGACUCUCAGGCGUCUCUGCACAGCAAGAGAGCUCAAGCAGCGCGACGAGGGUGCUGCCCAUUGCAUGGAACUCGAUGUCCCGUGAAGACGUGCAGAUUCGAAUGCACGAGUGGUGUCUGCAGCACGAAGCUCCACUGCGCGACGAUCUCUUCUUGCUGGAAGUCGACCUCUCAGCGCCGUUUCCGAGUCGUGCGGAGGCUGACAUCGCCGUGCACGCCAUGCGCGGCCUCGUGCGCCCCUUUCGCGGUCCCGACGCGCUUGCUCGGCACUUGGACGCGAUCGUCGUCGUGCUCGCGUCUCCGUGGGCGAUGCCCUCUGUGCUCGAUCACCCGUCGUGCGACGUUGUUGUCAACACGGCGGCGGUGGUGGCGCAUACGGUGGCUGGCUUUGUCCAGCGCGCGCAAGCAGCACCGACGACCAGCGUGUGCAUCUAUGCGGAUAGCGCCGCGCUCACGCAGGGGCUGCUGCAAGAAGACAUCGUUGCGUGCGCCGCCGACAUUUCGCGCGCGUCGGUGGCAACGACCGAGGCUUUCAUUGUCGCGCUCGAGCAUGGGGGUGCAGCUUGCGUCGAAAGCCUCUUGGCACAAGGCGUCCCACCGACCCAGAUCAUUUGGGUCCAGCAGCAACCUCAAUCUGUCGACUCGGCGGCUUGGGUCGUCCACAUUCCGACGCUCUUGAACGAAGAGCUGGCGGUGAUCCGCGCCCAGUUGCGCUGCGGCAUGUCGGCGGCGCUGGUUCAAGACAACGUGCGCGACAAGUACGGUCCGCUCAAUGCGCUGCAGGGCGACGCGCCGUUCCGACGGGACCGGCACUCGGUGGUUCGUGUAGUAUAACUCCAUUUCGGCAGUAGCGACGACGACGUUGGACGAGGGUUGAUCAUGAAGUAGUAUAGAAACAGACGAGCGUUUAUGUCGCUUUAAGUCAUGCUCGGCCGGU
Molecule: messenger RNA, 1331 nt
Organism: Saprolegnia parasitica CBS 223.65
Lineage: Eukaryota; Oomycota; Saprolegniomycetes; Saprolegniales; Saprolegniaceae
Exons: 4
Coding region: 11-1228 (405 amino acids)
Source: RefSeq, a predicted model, not a curated record